AUGGAAGAACCCGGUCCAUCGAAGCGGAAAAAAUCGAAGAAGCACAACGUUUGGUCUGCGCCUCAAGUUGAUCUGCUGCUAGAGGCGUGGGAAGAUAAGAUUUCGGACCUUCGCGGGACGCGGAAAAACACCCACGUAUAUGAAGAAAUCCGGAAAAUCUUCACCGAACAUGGCUACAGCGUCAGUGGUGAAGACAUAAAAAUCCGGAUCAACAACUUAACAGCACGAUACAGGAAGGAGAAAGCAUUGGUAGGACCAUCCGGUGGAUCCCCUUCCGAAUGGCCUUUGUUCGACAAAAUUAAUAGUAUCCUUGGGAGUUUCCGGAUCCACAAUGCGCAAUCUGUGAUGGAGGACAGUAUCGUUGAAGUGGUUGAUUGUAAGUAA
Molecule: messenger RNA, 384 nt
Organism: Ochlerotatus camptorhynchus
Lineage: Eukaryota; Metazoa; Arthropoda; Insecta; Diptera; Culicidae
Product: myb/SANT-like DNA-binding domain-containing protein 1
Exons: 2
Coding region: 1-384 (127 amino acids)
Biological process (GO): positive regulation of DNA-templated transcription
Cellular component (GO): nuclear body
Source: RefSeq, a predicted model, not a curated record